AUGUGGCACUGGGUUAGAGACUUCUUCACAGAGAGAUCAGCAAGCUGUACUAUGGAUGACCACAGGGAACCAACAUUCAGUACAAAGAUAGGCCUGCCUCAAAGACGUGUUAUUGCCCCGACACUUUUUAACGUCUACAUCCUCGACAUGUUCGCAGAAACAGGAAAGAAACAUUACAAAUUUGCCGACGAUAGAACUACAUGGACUACGUCACACAAGGUAGAAACUGCAAUCACAGAGGUCUGCCAAAACUUCCAGACAGUUAAGAAGUGGUGUCAUACCUGGCGGAUGUCGGUAAGCCUCAACAAAACAGAGGCAAUACUAUUUAGUGCUAAACCCGUAACCAUCAAAACAGACGCAUUCACGGCCGGAAACAGUAUUCUACCCUACAACGGCUUCCCAAAGAUCACGGGCAAUACACUAGAUGAAAGAGUGAACUUUGAUAGACACAUUCAGCUAGUAGAACGGAAAGCUAGCGGAGCACUCAAGAUAAUAAGGGAAGUAAAGGGUAUAGCCUCUCUGGUCUCAACCAAGAAGUUAAUAAACAUCUACCAGUCUAUGGUGAGAUCCAUUGUGGAAUAUGGGGCAAUCAUCUGGCAGGGAGCAAAAAAAAGACUGCACUAG
This is a messenger RNA of Dreissena polymorpha, 624 nucleotides long. RefSeq lists its product as uncharacterized. The transcript has a single exon. Lineage: Eukaryota; Metazoa; Mollusca; Bivalvia; Myida; Dreissenidae. Bases 1 to 624 code for a protein of 207 amino acids. The record is from RefSeq and is a predicted model, not a curated record.